This is a messenger RNA of Staurois parvus, 372 nucleotides long. Lineage: Eukaryota; Metazoa; Chordata; Amphibia; Anura; Ranidae. The record is from the annotation of a GenBank genome assembly.
UAAUUUAAUUGGUUUACGUGUAAGUUAUAGCGUUUACAAAUGGCGGACUAUAUACUGGAAUUUUUAUUUUUUUAUUUUUGCUAGUAAUGGCAGUGAUCAGUGACUUAUAGCGGGACUGCGGGCAUUCUGACACUGGAGGGAACUGACUUGGUGUCACUGACAUCCCCAGUGACACCAAUACAGUGAUCAGUGCAAAAAAAAAGCACUGACACUUAACUAAUGGCGCUGGGCAGGAAGGGGUUAACAUGCAGGGCGAUCAAAGGGUUAACUGUGUGCUCUCUGUGUGUGUGCUUCACUGUAAUCACACUGCUUUGGAUAGCUGUGCUGUGCACAGCCAUCCAAAGAAGUCUGCAUGAGCUGACAGGGAGAACU